Molecule: messenger RNA, 1417 nt
Organism: Penicillium canescens
Lineage: Eukaryota; Fungi; Ascomycota; Eurotiomycetes; Eurotiales; Aspergillaceae
Product: putative glycerol dehydrogenase
Exons: 3
Coding region: 362-1303 (313 amino acids)
Cellular component (GO): cytosol
Molecular function (GO): aldose reductase (NADPH) activity
Source: RefSeq, a predicted model, not a curated record
CGCUGAUGUCAAGCGGAGACAAGUCGAGGAAUUUGAGGCCAUCGAGGAAGCCAGUUUCCGUGCUGAGUCAUCUCGUCUGGGAGUAUACUUCCUCAGGUUAAGUUAACUUGUUGGAAAUUGGAGAGCCGAGUGGGUUACCGACAAAGAAAACAUCUUUACGUCUGUAUGAGAACCCGAAUUCCAGAGACUUCCAGAGAAUUCACACUGAAACUCGGUGAUUGAUGGAAAAACCCCUGACGCGGGGCAGUUCACCCCGCGUGGGGGAACUCGGGGUGUCUUUGUAACGAGACCUUCAUUUACUUUCUAUCGGAACUUGUAAUUCUUCUUCUGUAAAUAUUCUUCUUUCUACAAAUCUUUCACAAUGGCUGCCUGCGAUACUCGUUUCAAGCUCAACACCGGCGCGGAGAUCCCCGCCCUCGGCCUGGGAACAUGGCAGUCCCAGCCCGGCGAAGUUGCACGCGCUGUCGCCCAUGCUAUUAAGGUCGGAUACCGUCACAUUGACGCUGCCCUUUGCUACGGCAAUGAGAAUGAGGUCGGCCAGGGCAUUAAGGAAGCCAUCGACUCCGGUAUCGUCAAGCGCGAGGACCUGUUCGUCACUACCAAGCUGUGGUGCUCGUUCCACGCCCGCGUCGAGGAGGGUCUGCAGCAGAGUCUGACUGAUCUCGGACUCGAUUACGUCGACCUCUACCUGAUGCACUGGCCCCUGGCCAUGAACCCCAAGGGCAACCACAACAUCUUCCCCAAGCUUCCCGAUGGAUCGCGGGACAUUGACCACUCCCACUCGCACGUCACCACCUGGAAGAGCAUGGAGAAGCUCGUCGGUACCGGCAAGGUCAAGGCCAUUGGUGUCUCCAACUACAGUGUCCAGUACCUGGAGGAGCUCCUGCCCCAGGCCACCAUUAUCCCCGCUGCCAACCAGAUCGAGAACCACCCCUCGCUGCCUCAGCAGGAGAUCGUGGACUUCUGCAAGCAGAAGGGUAUCCACAUCACUGCUUACAGCCCUCUCGGCAGCACUGGCAGCCCUCUGUUCACUGCCGAGCCCAUCGUCUCCGUUGCCAACAAGCGUGGUGUUACCCCUGCUACUGUUCUCCUCAGCUGGCACAUCGCCCGCGGCUCCUCCGUCCUGGCCAAGUCCGUCACCCCAGCCCGCAUCGAGGCCAACCGCGCCGACCUGAUCAAGCUGGACGCCGAGGAUCUGGCUACUAUCCAGAAGUACAGCGACCAGCUCAAGGCCGAGAACAAGUUCCAGCGCUUUGUCUUCCCUCCUUUCGGUGUUAACUUUGGGUUCCCCGAUAAGCAGUAAUUGGGUCUUUGUAUAGACUGGUCGAUAGAGCCUUCGUACAUAGAGAGCGUAGAUCGGUGUAUUUGUUUUCGUUGCUAUAGAUACCAGGAAAAUUUAUGAUUUCAUGAAUAUCAC